GUACAUUCCGAUUUGUGCCUUCAUUUAUGUAACCAAGUGUCAUCUUGCGGUGGACGGCAGUGUCCUUAGGAUACAAGUAUCGAGUGGGGUUGAUCUCAAAAGCUUGCGCAGGAUACUGUGAUAAGUGAUAACGUGUGAUAGAAACAGUUGACCAGAAUGAAGAUCAUCUUGCUGAGUACUCUUGUGGCGGUGUGUUCAUGUGCUCGAUUGGACAACAAUUAUCUCCCUCCACCUGGAGCUGCGUCGUCUGGAGGCGGUCCAGGAUUGACUGCACCUGCUCCUGGAGGUAGACCUGCUGGUGGGCACGGUGGUGCUGGAGGAUUCGGUGGACGACCCGGUGGUGCGGGAGGUGCCCCAUCAAGGCCAUCGUCAUCGUACGGACCACCAGCUGGCGGAUUUGGAGGUGGUGCACCGUCCAGCUUCGGAGGUGGAGCUCCAUCAUCCGGUGGAUUUGGGGGCGGCGCUCCGGCUCCUGCUGCCCCAGCAGGUCCACCAAUCCCAAUCAUUUCCUACGAAAAUGUUAAUAACGGAGAUGGAAGCUAUAAGUUCAGUUACGAAACCGGUAACGGAAUAAAAGCUCAGGAGCAGGGUGAACUCAAAGGCAAAGGCUCUCAAAAUGAAAUCCAAACCGCUCAAGGAUCGUUUUCGUACACCUCUCCGGAAGGACAAGUCAUCUCCUUAACCUACGUUGCUGAUGAAAAUGGUUUCCAACCACAAGGAGAUCACUUGCCCACUCCUCCACCAAUCCCGGAGGCAGUGCUCAAGGCUCAACAGGAACAUGCUGCUGCCCAUGCUAGCGCUGCUGCCGCCGGAGGUGGGGCUGGUGGUGCCGGAGGUCACGGAGGAAGCGGUGGUCAUGGAGGUGGUGCCGGUGCCGGAGGAUAUCCAGGAGCUGGCGCCGGGCAAGCACCAGGAGCUGGUUACCCAUCCGGAGGCCCACUAGCCAAUGCACGACCAGGAACUGGCCGUCCCUCGGGAAGUGGGUCUUUCAGUCCGCAGUCGGGUUACAAAUACUAGGGAAUUUUAGCAUUUAGGUAACAUAUUCCGAAUCAUACAAUCUCAUCGAUGAUGCGCUUUAACUGUAAAUAUGGAUCAAAACAAAUGGCGGAACAGAUAUUACAAAAAAAAUAAAAGUCACAAUAUGCGAACGAACUAUAA
This is a messenger RNA of Armigeres subalbatus, 1158 nucleotides long. RefSeq names its product pupal cuticle protein 20-like. The record is from RefSeq and is a predicted model, not a curated record. Bases 157 to 1017 code for a protein of 286 amino acids. Gene Ontology annotation, cellular component: chitin-based extracellular matrix. Gene Ontology annotation, molecular function: structural constituent of chitin-based larval cuticle. The transcript is spliced from 4 exons. Lineage: Eukaryota; Metazoa; Arthropoda; Insecta; Diptera; Culicidae.